Messenger RNA from Drosophila subpulchrella, 1430 nucleotides. RefSeq names its product DNA polymerase delta subunit 2 (gene PolD2). The transcript has a single exon. The record is from RefSeq and is a predicted model, not a curated record. Gene Ontology annotation, molecular function: DNA binding. Lineage: Eukaryota; Metazoa; Arthropoda; Insecta; Diptera; Drosophilidae. Gene Ontology annotation, cellular component: delta DNA polymerase complex. Gene Ontology annotation, biological process: DNA strand elongation involved in DNA replication; DNA replication. Bases 82 to 1380 code for a protein of 432 amino acids.
CACUGUGGCAAAUUGGCGCCUAAAAAUAAACAAGCGUCUUGAAAAGAGUGUGCGUCUUCAUAGAUAAACAUAGCCGGAAACAUGACCAACCGCCUGGAGACCAAGUACGAGAACCUGAGCAGCGUCUUCCGGCUCAAGGGACACGACUACCAGAAGCAGUUCUGCCACCUGUAUGCCCACCGCCUAGCCGAGAUGACGCGCCUCCUGACGCCGCUGGUCCAGAAGAAGUGGGGCGACAAGGAGCCCAUAAAAAAGCUUUGCGAGCUGCGCGGCGAACAGGACGUCCACUGCAUCCUGAUCGGCACCAUCUUCAAGUACCAGGCCCACAAGCCCAGCAUCCUGCGGGACAUCUCCGAGGAGAACCAGUUGGCGCCCCAGCCGCCGCGACAGAACUACUCGGAGCCGGAGGACAAGAUUGUAUUGGAGGAUGAGUUACAGCGCGUGCGACUUCAGGGCGAGGUGAGUGGCCAGCUCCUGGCCACCGGGGUUGUGUGCGCCGCCCUCGGCGGAACCGAUAGUGAGGGAUUCUUCAACGUGGAGGACAUUCUCUUUUACGAAAGUGGACCUCAAAAGCCCCUGGCCACGACAAAGAGGAGUCGCCUGCUGGUGCUCGCCUCGGGAUUGGACCAACUGCAGGCCCACAAUUUCGUGGAGGCCCUAAAUCUGUUCCAGUACUGGCUGGCUGGCAGUCUGGGCAACGGGAAGGAGGCUGGCUCGAUGGUGCGCCUCAUCGUGGCUGGAAACUCGGUGAGAGCCAGUGCCGUGGCCCAUGUGCCUACGCUCCAGGUGGCCCGUACCCAGGCGAAUGCCAACGAUACCGUUCAGGCCGUGACCCAGUUGGACCAGUGGUUCGCCGCCUGGGCACGCAGCCUCCCCGUGGACAUAAUGCCGGGAGCCUACGACCCGGCCAACUUCAUGCUGCCCCAGCAGCCGUUCCACAAGUGCAUGUUUCCGCAGGCCGCCCAACUGGCCUCCUUUCAGGCGGUGACCAAUCCCUACAACUGCCGGCUAGACGAGGCCCUGAUUGUGGGCUCCUCCGGCCAGAAUGUGGCGGAUCUGCUGCGCAGCACUUCGCUGGACUCGCCCCUGGAGGCUCUACGAUGCACCCUCACCUGGGGCCACAUCGCACCCACUGCUCCGGACACUUUGGCCUGUUAUCCCUACAUAGACAGCGAUCCCUUUAUCCUACGCGAGUGUCCGCACAUCUACUUCGCCGGCAACUGCGAGUCCUUCGCGACAGAGAUCCACGAGGACUCUACCCAGGCCAAGCGCACACGCCUAGUGUGCGUGCCCAGCUUUAGCCGGACGCAGAGCGUGGCCGUGGUGGACCUGGACACGCUGGACUGCCGCCAGGUCAACUUCAGCGUGGAUGCAGAAUGAGAAAUACCAUAUUAAUAAUAUUAGGAAUACACCUUGUUAAGUCUUGAGAA